AUGUUCAAGCUGUUGGUGCUCGCUUGCGUUCUGGCCGUGGCUGCUGCUAAGCCUGGUGCUCUGCUGUCGUACUCAGCCCCGGCUCUGUACAGCUCCUAUGCCGCCCCUCUCAGCUAUGCCGGCCCCUACGCUUACUCCAGUCCCUAUGCCGCCUACAACUACCGCCUCCCCUACACAUAUGCCGCCCCUUACGGAUACAGCUCCUACAGCUACAUCAACAACUACCGGGCUCCGAUCGGCUAUCCCGCCUACAGUUUCUACUGAUAGAAUCGUCAUGACCUGCAGCCUCAGCCCCGUUUAACAGCCAUUCCUGACAUCGUGCCCUUGAAGACUGAUUGCAUUCGAUUCCUGCAAGACGCUCCAAGAUGCCAGCAUGUGGAGCCAAUCGAGUCAAUAGAGCUUCUAAACUAAGGAUGAAAUGCAACUUGAAAAUUUGUGGAAAAUUCUUUUUUCUGGGAUAUGGGACAUCUUUGAAAGCCGAAAAUGACAAAAAUCACGAUUUC
Messenger RNA from Phlebotomus argentipes, 503 nucleotides. Its product is annotated as cuticle protein 6.4-like. Bases 1 to 264 code for a protein of 87 amino acids. The record is from RefSeq and is a predicted model, not a curated record. Lineage: Eukaryota; Metazoa; Arthropoda; Insecta; Diptera; Psychodidae. The transcript is spliced from 2 exons.